ACCACAGCCCUUUCCGUCCUUUUCUCCCUCCGCGCGCUCUCUUUUCGGUCCACGUGCGGAUGUCUUAGAUUUUACAAUCAAAAAGACCGCAAUAAGAGUUUGGACCAAAUGGCGGCAUCAUUCGAGCAGAUGAGAGCUAACGUGGGAAAGCUAUUACGAGGAAUUGAUAGAUACAACCCAGAGAACCUGGCAACAUUGGAACGCUACGUGGAAACACAAGUUAAAGAAAAUGCCUACGACCUAGAGGCCAAUUUGGCUAUUCUCAAAUUGUACCAGUUCAACCCUGCCUACUUCCAGGUCACAGUGACGUCGCAGAUUCUGCUCAAGGCCCUGACCAACUUACCACACACAGACUUUACUCUGUGCAAGUGCAUGAUUGACCAGACACACCAGCAGGAGGAGCGCCCCAUUAGGCAAAUCCUGUACCUGGGGAACCUCCUGGAGACCUGCCAUUUCCAAUCCUUUUGGUCCAGUCUGGAGGAGAACAGGGAAUUCAUUGACGGCAUCACAGGCUUUGAGGACUCCGUGCGCAAGUUCAUCUGCCAUGUGGUUGGAAUCACAUACCAGAACAUUGAGCAUCGACUUCUGGCUGAGAUGCUGGGUGACCCCCUUGACACACAGGUUAAGGUGUGGAUGAGCAAGUACGGGUGGACGGAGAACGAGGAAGGGCAGAUCUUCGUCUUUAACCAGGAGGAGAGUGUAAAGCCCAAGAACAUUGUUGAAAAGAUUGACUUUGAGAGUGUAUCCAGCAUCAUGGCCACAUCUCAGUGAUAUCCAGACACAUUGGCACAAACACCCCGACUGCACCAAAAUUCAACCAGACAGAAGUACAUAUACCACAAACCAGCGUUUCACAAUAAAUGUUAAUUAUCCAUUCAUA
Molecule: messenger RNA, 880 nt
Organism: Oncorhynchus nerka (sockeye salmon)
Lineage: Eukaryota; Metazoa; Chordata; Actinopteri; Salmoniformes; Salmonidae
Product: eukaryotic translation initiation factor 3 subunit K-like
Exons: 8
Coding region: 109-771 (220 amino acids)
Biological process (GO): regulation of translational initiation
Cellular component (GO): cytoplasm; eukaryotic translation initiation factor 3 complex
Molecular function (GO): ribosome binding; translation initiation factor activity
Source: RefSeq, a predicted model, not a curated record